GCCACGAGGUGCAGGAUUCGCCGUCCACGCCGGUGAGGAGGAAGCUCACCGUCAAGACGCCAGACAAGAAGGACGAGCUGCAGACGGCGCUGGACGAGGCGAACGACGAGACGGUGCUGCACGAGAAGCACGAGAGGCAGCACAACGGCCUGACGGUCAUGGCGCAGAAGGGCGGUUGGAAUCUCGGCUACGACGAGACCAUGAAGGCUGCGUACAGGUUCAAGACGGCCGACCAGAAGAAGAACGCCGCGUCCAUCAUGCCAGAGUACGCUGUGGGCCACCACGUGCCAGGAGUUCCUGAGCUGGUGGCAACGUGGCCAGACGGGCUGACCUGGAAGAUCGAGGGGGUCUUCGCGCUCGAGUACGAGGACGAGAAGGCCAAGGGCUCGCAGGAGAUCGACAGCGUCGAGGGGACAGACGGGAAGAAGUGGACCCUCACGUUCGUGAACCACGCGAAGAAGGGCAAGUGGCUGGCGAUCUGGAGGCACAAGAACCCAGGCAAGGAGCAGAAGGUCCAGAUGGUCGGGUACCAGCGGGAGUUGGACGCCAGGGAUUUCAUGAAGCAGCUCAUGCAUGACUUCGCCGCGCAGACAAUUGACAAAGCCGAGGCGGAGGAGAGGAAGAAGCUCCACUUGAAGACGAACAAGGCGGAGUCCACGCAGGCCGCGGCUGUCAUGAAGCGGCCAGCAGCUCAGAACCACACGCACGUUCCAACCAUGGAGACUUCCGGUGGGCCAUGCAAGCUCGAGACGGGGGCCAUCAGCUACAAGGGCGAGGACGAGAAGGAGGACGAGGGCGAGGAGGAGAGCCAGAGCGAGGGCGAGGGCGAGGAGGAGACUCAGCACGGAGACGACAACGCUGAGACCUCCAUGGACGAGCAGAUCGAGACGCAGUUCGCGGCCGUCUCGAAGUUGAAGAAGCCGAAGGUUGCGACGCCGACGACUCCACCGCCGACACCUCCGACGCUGGCGAUCGGGGCGUCGCCGAGCACACCAGAUGAGCAGAAGCUCGCGGCACAGCAGGCCCCGACGGACAAGACGAAGAUCGUGGAGAAGCGCCAGCGGGCCAGCAGCCCCAGCAAGCCAAAGAAGAAGAUGAACCUCGCCGACAAGAACACCGACGCCAGCAGCAGCUUCUUGGACAAGAACUCGGCCAUGAUCCCCACGGGGCUGUUCGACAACAUGUAG
Molecule: messenger RNA, 1187 nt
Organism: Prorocentrum cordatum
Lineage: Eukaryota; Dinophyceae; Prorocentrales; Prorocentraceae
Source: the annotation of a GenBank genome assembly